AUGAAGGAAGGGGAAGCCAAAGUGUACGGGAUGCUUCUGUUAUCACGAUGUCCCCUGUUUGGAGAUAGUAUCACUGAUUCCCGAGGCGGCACGUCGCAAGACAUCUUGACGGUCCAUGUAUUGUCAACCUCGCUCUUUACCAUACUCUAUCGAAUAUCCGAUGAAAAUAUUGCUGAUAGGCAUAUAAGGGAAGAAACAGUCAGCAUUUACCUCUCUGAUGUCGCUGAAAGAAAGCGUAAAGACAUCAUAUACCAAACAUACGUGGUCAAAGAACAAAUGCGAGCAGCAUACCUUGUAAACCUCGUAAACUAG
Paraglomus occultum is the source of this 312-nucleotide messenger RNA. NCBI's taxonomy places the organism in Eukaryota, Fungi, Glomeromycota, Glomeromycetes, Paraglomerales, Paraglomeraceae. The record is from the annotation of a GenBank genome assembly.